AGUUUGUUUUUGAAUUUCGUCAUCAACGGUGCUCUGUAACUCAAUCUCACGGCUGCGUCUCUAUUUAAACUGACAUUUAUCUUAUUAAUAAUAAUAAAAUUAACAACAAAAUGAGCCGAGUACCCGGUACAUUAUCAAUAGACUCAUUAAAUUACAACAAUACCGUCCAAACAAGACAUUUUAUUUGUUUAAAUAUUUUAAAAAAUUACUGUAAAUAUUUGUUUGUGUUCAUUACUGUCACUAUUGUUUUCGUCUUCUCUUAUGUGCUGCUCAAAUAUCCGAUUUGUCCAUUAAUCGGCUGGCUCGCCCACAUCAAAUGCGGGAAUUAAAUUUUUAAAUUAUUCAUUUUGUUUGCUUUUGAUAUAAAUUUCAUGCAAUUAAAUAUAUAAUGUAGUAAAUUCAUUAUUACAAUUAUUAUUAUUAUUAUUAUUAUUUAGAAUUUUGAGUGAAUGUAAUUUUCUAAUAUAUAAUAAUAACUAUUAUCCAAUUAAAUGGGUGAUGAAUGUCAAUCCGAUGAGCUGAGUACAUUUAAAGUCCAGUGUAAUUUCGCAAUUUAUACUAAUCAAAAUACGCAUCAAGUUGUAAUAGAUGUUAUGAAUUAAUAUAAAAGCCGUUGUAAGUAUCUUCUAUGCGUUACUUUAUUACUGCUACAGAAUCUUAUCUAACUUACCGGGAUGAAGACCCUGAGUUUGAUACCGUUCGUCAUUGGUCUUAUUGGGUUUGAUGUUUGUCAGAAAGAGUCACCGGAAGUAUGGAAAUUCGGUCCGGAAUAUAUAUUUCGGGUUGGUGUUAAUUUAUCACUGACUGAUCCGCAAACAAACAAAUUGAUGUGUUCGAAUGUCACGAUUGGUUUGAAAUGUCGGCCAUUCUCGAUCAAAGAGGACGAGCGGACUGACGCCUUGCAGUGUCAUGUCCGGGAAGCGGAGCUACACAACUACGAAAUGGACAAUGCGUCCCCGAGGAAAAUAAUAGAGAGCGAGCCCAAGGGUCCGAUGCUGGAUAUCAUCGACGAUAAGUUUGAAAUAAUUUAUGAAAAGCGCGGGAUCAAGGCUCUGAAGAUCCCGAGCUCGGUGUCGGAGGCCAAGCUCAACAUGUUCAGGUCAAUUGCCAGUCAUUUGAAUUUCGGGUUCGAUAAGUUUGAUAAGGGAGGGGAGAGAUUCGCGUUCGUUGAAGUCGUUGGGCCGGAAAAUUCUACUAUUGGAGAAUGCGAGACCACUUUCGAAGUCUCCAAACAGAUUAAAUUCAAAAGCGUGCGCUGGGACAGCAAGUGCGGGGACAAAUUGCAUAUUGAGACGUUUGCUUACGGGGAUAAGAGCCCGAUGAUUGCGAUGGAUAAGACCAGAAAUAUCAAUAAAUGCACCAAGAAAAGUCCUUAUAUGUUUGGAGCCGUUCAAGAAGCAAAGAAUAGACCUCCAGUUUUAAAUAUCACUAUGGUAUCAUCGGUGACGACAUUCGUCGUGGCGCCUUAUGGUUUCCAGUCUCACAGCCAAAAUAUAGCGACAGUUGACUUUGAGAAAAAUAAAGGUAACAGUUAUGAAAAUAUUGAUCUGUAUUUAGAAUCAAUUGAACCAGCUGCCGAUGAGUUCAAGCGAAUUCCCUCGCCCGUUACUGCGACAUUAUUUGCCAACGAUCCUGCGCGCAAGGAAUAAAAAAAUAUUUACACUCAAUGUAUUAAAAUGUAAGAGUAAUAAAAUCAUUUUUUCGUUUAAA
This is a messenger RNA of Microplitis mediator, 1710 nucleotides long. RefSeq lists its product as uncharacterized. Gene Ontology annotation, biological process: lipid transport. Lineage: Eukaryota; Metazoa; Arthropoda; Insecta; Hymenoptera; Braconidae. Gene Ontology annotation, molecular function: lipid carrier activity. The record is from RefSeq and is a predicted model, not a curated record. The coding region runs from base 675 to 1649 and encodes 324 amino acids. The transcript has 4 exons.